Messenger RNA from Labrus mixtus (cuckoo wrasse), 3614 nucleotides. Its product is annotated as adhesion G-protein coupled receptor G5-like. The coding region runs from base 121 to 2166 and encodes 681 amino acids. Gene Ontology annotation, cellular component: membrane. Gene Ontology annotation, biological process: cell surface receptor signaling pathway; adenylate cyclase-activating G protein-coupled receptor signaling pathway. Lineage: Eukaryota; Metazoa; Chordata; Actinopteri; Labriformes; Labridae. Gene Ontology annotation, molecular function: G protein-coupled receptor activity. The transcript is spliced from 16 exons. The record is from RefSeq and is a predicted model, not a curated record.
GCUGUGGUGUUACUGUUACCAGUGAAGAGAAGGGUUAUUUUUGCCUGAUAAUCCUUUACAGGAGUUUUUACUUAAAAUUGUUGUGUCAUCCUGACUGAGACUUAAUGCCAUCGACCCAACAUGAAAUGGUUGGCUCUGGUUGUUGCUGCUCUUUUGUGGAUCUCCCCAGGAGAGAGCAAAUGCAAACUGAGCAAUUGUUUGAAAAUGGGAAACAAAGCGUAUGUUGUUUCUGACAAUUGCAACGACGUCAUCAAAGUUAUACCCAAAUGGGAGAAAAAAAGGUGCAAUCGAAAGUGGCCUCAAAUAGAGACAGAGAACGAUGCUUCCCUAUUACUCAGUAAGAAAUGGCACGUCAAGCGGAAUCUUUCUCUCACUGUCCUGCUGGGGGAGAAUUGCUGUAGAGAACUGGCCAGCAAAGAGCGGCUGUGCUUCUUAACACCAGAUCCAUCACCAGAAAGUUGCGAGGUUAAAUCUGUACAAACAGACAAGGUUUGUAAGGGAGCAUCAUUCGAUGAAAAAGUCUGCAACAAAAAAGGUCGACAGGACAAGUACAUCGUCAACAUAACAGGGACAAGUGCAACCUGUGUCAACUGUAAUAAACCAGUGAAACAUCCAGAAAAGGCAUACAGUUGUGAUGAACUCAGAAAUAAAGGUGUAUCAAUUAACGUAACACGAGGAGAAGAUCUGGACCCUGUUCAAGCUAGUAACGUCAUGAAGAAAAUGGGACAACUGACCACCUCUAUCAAUACAUCUUCAGCAGCACUGAAUAUGGGAGAAGGAGUCACAGGGAUCAUAGUGAGAGAAACUGAUGAGGAAGAUGUGGACGAAGUCUCCUUUGCAUAUGAGCCUCCAAACAACAACAUAAGCAUCAUAGAAAACAGAGAUUCUCUGGCUCAGUUUUCCAGAUCUGUUACGGUGUCGAAAGAAGCGUUUGAACAAGCUAUCAAUUUGAAUGUCAGUGUACCUUUUGCUGCUAUGUUCAUAUUCAACAAUCUGGCUAAGGAUGAGUUGAACAGCACCAUUUUAGGUAAUGAGGUUUUAGCAGUCGACAUGGGAGCAAAUAUCUGCAAUCUCACAGACAAAAUAUCCAUCCAUUUUUGGAAUGCGACAUAUGAAGGAAAUGCAAGUUGUCGGUCAUGGAACGGUGAAGGAAGCCGACCAAACUGGACCGCCGAUGGAUGUUUAACUAUACAAAAUGGAGAAAACAUCACAUGCGAGUGUUCCCACUUGACAUUCUUUGCUAUAUUAUUGACUCCUCUUAAUGAAACCAUUUCUAGCUCUGACCUGAAUAAUCUCACCAUCAUCACACAAGUUGGCUGUGGCUUGUCAAUAUUCUUCAUCAGCAUAAUCCUGUUCAUGCACUUCCUUCUCAGGAGAACAAAGGCCAGCACAUCCACAAGGAUUCUCAUCCACCUUGUGUCGGCCAUGCUCCUGCUCAACCUGACGUUCCUGACCAACCACUACAUAGUAAAACUCAACAGCUCAGUGGGCUGUGUGAUCAUGGCAGCUGCCAUGCACUACUUCAUGUUAGCUACGUUCACAUGGUUUGCGGUGAAGGCCUUCCAUCUUUGUUUGCAGCUGUACAUGGGGGGCAAAAUAGUCAUCAGUCACUACAUACUCAAAGUCUCUAUCAUCAGCUGGGUUCUACCAAGUGUCCCUGGGAUUGUCCUGCUUAUCAAAGGAAAAUAUGGUGAACAAGUCAUUUACACAAACGACCCAGAAGAAAACGUGGCCAUGUGCUGGAUAACAGACAGUGACGCCCACUACAUCGUCAACAUAGGCUACUAUGCGUUGGUCUUCGUCUUCACCUUCACCACCUUCGUCAUCAUACUUAUCUGGCUUUGUUGUCUCAGGAGGACCAAAUCAGGAAACAGCCCAACUGGAACAAGUGGGAGAAGUAUUUUAACCAUCCUGGGACUGUGCUCCAUGCUGGGUAUCACGUGGGGCUUUGCCUUCUUCGCCUAUGGCGCCCUCCUGAUUCCCUCUUACUACAUCUUCACAGUCCUCAAUUCUUUUCAAGGUUUUUUCCUGUUCAUCUACUACUACAAAACCAGCCAAGUAGGAAACACAAACGCUGACUCGAGCAGUUCCACCGACAGCAGCAGCACUCUAGGCACACUGGUCCCCUGGGAGAACCCCUAUGCUAACCUGCCGGACAAAAGAUAAACCCUAAGAAGAUUCAAGGACAGGAAAGUAUAAAGUAGGCAUCAUUGUAGGACUGAAGUGCAGACUACAAGAAAGUACAAAGAAAUAACUGAAAACUGUAAAGAAGUAUCAUGUUACAGACGUUUUCAAAACAUAGAUAUGUGUGGAAAAAAAACAGUCGACAAUAUCGGCCGAUAAUAGCAUAUCCAGUGACUAUCAUAUCGGCUACUUUAAUGACACACGUGUGCAGUGACUUUUUAUUUGAGUGAUCAUCUUGUCUUCAUUAUUUAUCUUUUCCACAAGAGUUGUUUAGUUUAUAAUAACUUUGUUUUUUUGGUUUGCACAACUUCCUUUAGUGAGAAUCAGAGAGGGUGAAGGGUUCCUGCAGUUAAUGACUUAUAUGUAACUAUGAAAUGUUUAUAUGUAUCUAUGAAAUGUUUAUAUGUAACUAUGAAAUGUUUAUAUGUAACUAUGAAAUGUAAUUAUUCUUGGCUCAGGGAUGAAAACACAAAAAAGAGAGAUAUCCCAAGUAAAAAAAUGACAAAAAAAAAAAACAGUCUAAUCUACCAUCUGACGAAGGCCUGUGCUAGUACGCUUAAAUUAACAGGAAAUUACAAUAUAUACAGAUCAAGAGACAAAGAUGAAUACAUCCGUUACUCAUAAACCCCCUACCCCAAAAAACUACUCAGAUCUCCAAGAAUUGCACAAGUCACCUAAGUUAAUGUUAAAAAAUCGAGAGUCGCCAAAAAGCGACUAAUUUGCAUCCAUGUUGGCUGAUUUUUGAUGACAAAACUCGGUCCCAAAUAAAAAAAGUCACUGGCAGCAUAUGGGCAUAGAUAAAAUGUCCCAGCUGUGGAUAAAGUGUCAAAAAUAUUUUGCAACAUUCAAAUAUUGAAAGAGAUGAGAAAUAGGAAUCUUUUAUUCAGUUUCAGUCACACUUACAUUAAAAAAAAUACAUUAAUAUUAUCUUUUAUUUUCAAUGUUUGAAGGUGGGAAAUUAUUUGACACUUCUACAACAAGAAAACUUCUGCUUCCUUGAGAGCUUGUUCCAUUUCAGCGGCCUCCAGGGAGAAGUUUUCCCUCUCCUGCGUCAUAUGUUCCCGUGCUUUAGCCAGGUCUGUAAUCGUCACUUGGAUUUCCUGAGUGUUAAAAACAUGGAACAAUUUCAGUAAACGUUAAUCAGUCCUUAGUUCAACUACAACAAUAUUAGAAAAAAAAAGUCAAUAAAAGGACUCGGAAGAGUUUAACUCACCUCUAGUUGAGCCUGUUGCUGGGAUGCAAUGUCUCCAAAUGCUUUUAAUUCAUGCAGCAGGUCAGCGGAGACACUCUGAAAAGCAGGCAAUAAAGAUGUUUUUCAUGUGUUCAGUAUAAGUGUGGUCUAAGACUUAAGUAUAUACAAACAGUUGUAUUUUUGUCAUGUUUAAAGUGCAUAUUUCUAUUUAUUCUUUAAUAAAUUUCCAGUUUGUGGU